This is a messenger RNA of Mercurialis annua (annual mercury), 2561 nucleotides long. RefSeq lists its product as uncharacterized. Lineage: Eukaryota; Viridiplantae; Streptophyta; Magnoliopsida; Malpighiales; Euphorbiaceae. The record is from RefSeq and is a predicted model, not a curated record. The transcript has 13 exons. The coding region runs from base 163 to 2415 and encodes 750 amino acids.
UGAUUAACCAUUUUAAGUUAUUAACGUCUCUAGAAAAUUUAAAACAAGAACUAAAGUUGCCAAAUUCAAGUGAUUCUUUUCUGCUUAUACACGAUCACCAUCAUAUACUCUAUUUUCUUUUUCAAGAACACAAAAAUUAUAUUUGGAUAAAUAUUUUUGUCAAUGGCAGAGGAGUUUGGAAGAUCCGUAGAAGAUGGAGUCAAGUUGUCAAAACGGUUAUUUUACGGCAAAGACAGAGCGGUGGCGCCGCCAAAACCGGUGGUGUACAUGGAAAAAUCAUCGGAGUCUUAUUUACCGACAGCUCCUAUGGUUUAUGCAGUGAUUUCAGAUCCGGGUAUUGUGGAUAACCCGGAUAUGCCUAGCUACCAGCCUCACGUGCAUGGCAGGUGUGAUCCACCUGCACUUAUUCCUCUUCAGAUGAACAAAAUAGAGCUGGAGGCUGAUUCUUAUUUGGAUUCUGCUGUUGUUCGGGUUAACGGGUCAUGGAGAGUCCAUUGUGUUAUGGGUAGCAAGUGUUGUGAUUGUAGAAUUGCUAUUCCUAUGGGAGAACAAGGUUCAGUUCUAGGUGUUGAGGUGGAGGUUCCUAGAAAGUCUUAUUAUACUGCAUUAAUUACAAUUGAUGACAUAAGAGACAUGGAGAAGGAAGGGAGACCUGAAAAUGGCGGCUUUUUGACUCCUCGUAUAUUUACCCUCACAAUACCGAAAGUUGAUGGAGGCUCUAGUAUAUCAAUUAAAGUUAGUUGGAUACAGAAAUUAUCGUAUCAUGAAGGCGAGUUCUCAUUGACUGUGCCAUUUAAUUUUCCUGAGUAUGUUACACCUGCUGUGAAGAAAAUACCUAAAAAGGAAAAGAUACUAUUGAAUGUAAAUUCUGGCACCGGUACUGAAGUUAUGUGCAAGAUGACCAGUCAUCCAUUGAAGCAAUUAAAACGUGAAGCAGGGAUAUUAAGUUACUUGUAUGAAUCAGAAGUUCUGACUUGGACAGAUAGUGACUUUGCUGUCUCAUAUUCUGUAUCUUCAAAUCAUGUAUUUGGCGGUGUGAUUUUGCAAUCUCCUUCAGUGCAUGAUAUUGAUCAAAGAGAGAUGUUCUGUGUCUAUCUUUUCCCGGGGGUUCAAUCAAAUUUGAAGGUGUUCAAGAAAGAGAUAAUAUUUGUUGUUGAUAUAAGUGGCAGCAUGGAAGGAAUGCCACUUGAGGGAACAAAGAAUGCAUUAUCUGGAGCUCUCAAUGAGCUUGAUCGAAAAGAUUCAUUUAAUAUUAUAGCUUUUAAUGGAGAGACUUAUUCAUUUUCUUCAUCAAUGGAGUUGGCUACUGAGACAGCAGUUGAAAGGGCCGUUGAGUGGAUGAAUCUGAACUUCAUUGCAGGGGGCAAUACAAAUAUCUUGGUUCCUCUAAAUCAGGCAAUGGAGAUGUUUUCAAAUUCUGGUGGUUCUUUUCCUCUCAUUUUUCUCGUCACUGAUGGGGCUGUUGAAGAUGAAAGACACAUUUGUGAUUCAAUGAAAAAAUAUCUAACCGGCAAAGGACCGAUAUGUCCACGUAUACACACUUUUGGCAUAGGUACAUACUGUAAUCAUUAUUUCCUGCAAAUGCUUGCAACAAUUAGCAGAGGGAAUUAUGAUGCUGCAUAUGAUGUAGGUUCAGUCGAGACUCGAAUGCAGAAGUUAUUCAGCAGAAGUCUAUCCCCUGUUCUUGCAAACGUGAGAAUGGACACAUUGGAUGAUCUUAAAGAUGUUGAGGUGUACCCCUCUUAUAUCCCGGACCUUUCAUCUGAAUGCCCGUUGAUUAUUUCUGGAAGAUACCGUGGAAACGCCCCUGAAACUUGUAAAGCAAAAGGCAUUUCAGGAGAUUUGAGCAAUUGUGUUGUUGAUUUAAAGAUACAAAAGGCAAAAGAUAUGCCUUUCGACAAGAUUUUUGCAAAGCAACAAAUUGAUCUGCUCACAGCCCAGGCAUGGUUUUCAGAAGAUGACAGACUCCAAGAGAAGGUUGCCAAAAUGAGCAUACAAACUGGAAUCGUGUCGGAAUAUACUCGUUUAACAUUCAUUGAUAUGGACAGAGGAAAUGAAGCCAUAGAAUCACCUACAGCUCAUAAAUUAGUCCACAAAACUGAUUCUCCAACAAAAGGGCAGAGAAGAAUAUUACUCCAAAACUUAGGAGUUGGCUUUGGCAAUUUGGGCGCAACAGCAGAAAACAGGCCUCCUGGGGCUGAAGAACAAAAGUUACCUGAAGCUGCUGAAAUCAUGAUUAAGGCAACUUUAAAUUGCUGUGGAAGAAUGUGCGACCAUUGCUGCUGUAUGUGCUGCGUCCAGUGUUGCUCCAGGAUGAAUGAUCAAUGCGCAAUUGUAUUAACACAGCUUUUCACUGCUCUUGCAUGUUUUGGCUGCCUAGAGUGCUGUUCUCUGUGCUGUUGCGGUGGUGAUUGACAGCAGAUACCUUAAUACAACAAUGUAUAUGCGUUAUACCGUAUAUAAUAGAUGAUUGAAAACAUUCUCAUAAUUCAUUAUGCUGCUAAAUAGCUAAUCUGUACAAUAACCAACACUUCUUAUUCAUCUCGGUCCCCUUGCUGUGA